This is a messenger RNA of Morone saxatilis (striped sea-bass), 4847 nucleotides long. RefSeq names its product myotubularin related protein 11 (gene mtmr11). Bases 471 to 2966 code for a protein of 831 amino acids. The transcript is spliced from 17 exons. The record is from RefSeq and is a predicted model, not a curated record. NCBI's taxonomy places the organism in Eukaryota, Metazoa, Chordata, Actinopteri, Moronidae.
GUGUUUCACUAUGGCGAAGGGGUAAACAAACAGAGCUCAAUGGUUUAGGAAAGCAGCAGUAACGGUGAACGCAUCUCUCCCCCGUUAGUGACUAACAGCGGUUCGUAAUGGUCCGGUGACCGGUGGGUAACGUCGGGUUUCGGCAGGGGGUUGUGCUCUCGUUGUUUUCUGUGUGUGUGUGGAUGCUGUCAGUGCGAAUAGCGAUGAAAACAGGGAAAAUAGUUUGGAACAGCUCAGUUGUAGCAGCAGCAGCCGGUGAUACAGGCUAACCGUUACCGGACUCCGGACCUUUCCUCUCUUUUCCUGACGGGGUUUUUUCUCUCGGCUAUAAAAAAAUGGGAAGAGGAGAACACUAAAACCCCCCAGCCACCGUCAGCUUAUAAUAACAACAUUAUUUUUUUUUUUAUUAACUCAGUCGGUUUUUAUUUCGCUCGUCUCUUUCUUGCUGUUUUUAAGUCGAGUCGUCCAAAAUGUUGACAGGAUCUAAAACCACGUUCAAAGUGAGACAAAUGCUCCCGGACAUCAAGGAGAGGAUGCUGAGUCAGAGUGGGGUGAACGCAAGGAGUCGAGAUGUGUUUGGAUUACGCUGCCUGCCAGGCGAGUGUGUACUUCAGAGAGCUGUUAUGGUGAGGAAGAAGUUGACUGCCAGGGAAGGAAGAGGUUGGCUAUCUGGGACCCUCUUCUGUACACACUUCAGAGUGGCCUUCGUGCCCCAGGACAGUCCCAAACCUGACGACAAUGCAGACCCUGUGCUUUUAGGAGAUCACGAUGUGGCUUUGGCGUCUAUAGAGAAGGUUGUGGUUGUGGGCCCAAACAGGACCAAGCUGGUGACCCCAAACUCCUCGCUAAAGUUCACUCCAGAGGAGCUGGUGCUUUACUGUAGGGACCUGCGAGUCAUCUGCUUCCUGUUUGACCGCCUCACUCCUGAUGCACAAGUCAUAGAGAUAACUUACACCAUCGCCAAGACCUACCAGCCUCCAAAACCAGGGUCGGUUUUAUCUUUCCAGAACGCUGCCCUUGGGAGUGUAGAAAUGAAGCAGUUUCUAAGCAACCGUCGCAGAAACACCCACAUGAACUGGUAUGAGUCCGCCUUGGACUGGGAGCAAGAGCUGGAGAGGUGUGGGGCCAUGGGCUGGAGAGUCAGCUCGGUCAACGACCGCUUCGAGAUGUCCACAAGCCUGCCUAGGUUCAUCGUGGUUCCACAGAAGGUAUUAGACACUGAGCUGAAGAAAAGCUUUGCUCACUUCAAUGAAGGACGCAUCCCUCGCUGGUGCUGGCGACACCCCCGAGGCAGUGAUCUACUUCGAAUGGCAAGCUUCCAGAACAACAUCUACCACGAGAAAGACGACAUCAGAAACCUGGAGAUGAUCCUGUUUGGUUGCCAGUCCUCUCUGUGUGUGGUGGUGGAGCUGGGCGAGGAGCUGCCCUCGCCUGCCGAUAUCCAGCUGGCACACAGCCGCCUGCGUGCCCUCUGUCUGGGAGAUAUCUCCACAUCUGUGUCAGUGCCUGAUGACAAAUGGUUAUCUACCCUGGAAAGCACCCACUGGCUAGACUACACCAGGUCCUGUCUGAAGAAAGCUUCAGAGGUAGCCUGCCUGCUUCGCGGCGGUCACCUGACUGUGGCACUGCAAGAAGCGGACGACCGGGACUUGAGCUGCGUGGUGUCUAGCCUGGUGCAGGUGAUGUGUGACCCCCACUGUCGAACCCAGCACGGUUUCCAGAGCCUGGUGCAGAAGGAGUGGGUGAUGGCUGGCCACCGCUUCUGCAGCCGCAUCAACUACCACCGUGACAAUGACAAGGAGGAGGCUCCAGUCUUCCUGCUCUUCCUGGACUGUGUUUGGCAGCUGUUGUCCCAGUAUCCCUCUCGCUUCCAGCUGACAGAUGACUUCCUGUUGGCCUUGCACGACAGCAUCCACCUGCCACUCUUCUCCAGCUUCCUGGCCAACUGCCAGCGAGAGAGAUGCAAACGCUCCCAGAACCUCGGGCAGUCCUACACACCAGUCAAUGGCUGGAGAGAUAUGCUUCAUCCGGAUUCUUCCUCCGAUCCAUCUGACCCUCCUCUGCCACCGGUGUGGGACUGGGCCCUGCAGUACAGCAAACACAGACGGGACCGUUUCACCCAGCCUGUCCCCCCAAUCCCUCCGCUCCAGCCGCUGCUCAAUGGCAACCUCAACACCAACCCAGACACACACAGGCUGACUGACACCAUCCCCGGAUCAGUCUUCCUCCUGUCUCGAGGCACCUUCUCCUGCCCUGCUAACCUGCUUCCCUGGCGCAGCAGCAGUUCAGGCGUUUACAAGAAGAGCCACCGGCGGGCGGCGUCCUCCGAGAACGUGCCUGGCCUGGAGAGGCUACUGAAAGCUUGGGCCCUGACUGAGUUUCCCCAAAGCCUGACUUCCACCUCUGGACCUCAAGGACCACUUGACCCCUAUGAGCCCUUACUGCCUCUCCUCAUGGGGCCCUGCAUGGGGCUGUGGAGGGAGUGCUACCUCCGGGGGGCGCUCCAUGCACAGGCGUUCUCCCACCCCAUCUCAGCCAACCACCCCCACCCUGUGGAGCGGCUGGCCCAGGAGGUGCAGCAGCUCAAAGAGAAGCUAGCACAAGUGUCCACCGGCACGGAUCCAAACCCACCCACCAAGAUGGCCGAGCCUCGGCGGACCGACACCAACCUGAACCAAAACACCAACAACGGCACCUUCCUCUUCCCAGCGCCGAGGCCUCAGAGCGCGGCGAUGUCCAGAGUGGCACCCCCUCCUACCUCCACCAACCACCAGACCUCCAGGGGUCCCCCGCCCACCUCAGCCCCACCAUCCAGGCCCAGUCACAAAGACAAUGGCGGCAGCAACAAGCACACCUUCCUGUUUGGGCACUCUUCAGUCACAGAGGCGCGCCCUGACCAGCGCUAUUACCCAGCACCAAAUAACGGCAAGCUGCCUAAGAGUAACGGGCCCUCGAUAGCUUCCUGAGGUUUGGUCCUCAUCUUAACUGUGUCUGCGAGACAGACCAUGCCACCCCGUGACCGGGUACUAUAACCAAAUCACCUGCUGCAGAAAUGAAACUGACGUAUCUCCUCACUGGUGUCCUGUACUGAGGAGAUCCAGACGUGUGUUGCCUGUCACACCAUUUUUGAUUGACUAUAAGGUGAUAAAAAAAAACCAUUUGGGUGGACACAGUAAACUGCAAAAGUAUGAAAUAAUUACUGCAAGAGCUCUUGACUCUGCUACUUAUCGUCUGUACUGUAUUAAAAAAUGUGACAACUGUUUUUGUAUAUUUGUAAAGAAAAUCUUAGUGUUCAAUAUUCCACUGAUGAAUAUGUCUAAGAGAAAAAGAAUAAGGGCUGAAGAUGCUUCAUGAUGUAUGCCAACAGGACUUCAGAAGGACAUCUUGCAGUAUCUUGAAAUGCAGUAGACACAUUUUAUAAAGAUCGUGUCACCCUUCAAGAAAGAAAUAAAGCUUGUAGUUUCCAUUUUAGCCUCUCAUACAAAGUGGGUUACAGUGACAGGGCAGGACAUACAUGGUGGUGUGAUAAGGUGGUUCUUAAGGGCACUUAUGGACACACACUUUCCACUGGAUCUAACCAGCGACCCGUGUGACUGUCAGACUACAAGUCUCCAGAAGACCUUUUUACAAGUAGCCCUAAUCUUUACUAUGUCAUGCAAAUGUGCAAAAAAAGAUACAUUUCCUAGUUUUUGUAUCUCCGCUUUAAUUAGAAAAAGUAGAAUAUUGUUUUGAAAAUGAUCCUUUUUGAAAACCGUGAUUUUUGAACUCCAGGCGCUGUGACCAGUGACUUUAUGUGGAAUUUAGGGCAUGAGAGCUAUUUUGGUACUGCUCUCAUAUCUCUCCACUCACUCACAUGCAUGCUUGGGAGCAGUGAGAGACCUAUAUUCAGUUCAGAGUGUGAUGUGGAUGUGGAUAAAGUCUAAGCAGUAUAAUUCAGCUCCUGCAUGACUGACAUAAUUUCAGGGCUUUUGUAAUAUAAUUGCAUCUCUCUUUAAAGUAUUUAUGACCAUUAUCGGUCAAUUUGAUGUCAUACAUGUAGAUUAGUGUGAUUUCUGAAUUGUUUCUGACCAAAUUGAGUAUUAUUUUGAUAAUUUCUCCAUCAAUUUUUGGAGGAAUUGAAAAACACAAACAUUAAUCUGCCUUUUGAUUGUCGUACCUUGCGAAGGUACCAGUGUUGGAAGCAAAAGGGAAGCUUAUUUCUUCCCGUGUUUACUUUUAAUUUUAUGCCUUUUUUUCCCCCUGCGUGGUGGUGUUUUAGUAUGCAGCCAGCAUUUAGGUCAAGGACUUGGAAGUGUCUGACUGUAUUUAAAGCACAAAGGGAAGUAUCUGGUCCUGCGCCUUUAAAUCCAAACAGGUUGUCGUUCGCAUGAUGUGGGUGUUAAGUAGAUGCACUGGCGUCAUUCCCACGGACGAAUGAAAUUUUCCAUUAUGUAUUUAAAAAAAGCAUGUUUUUCUGAAAUUCUUUAGGCAGGAUAACAGUUGUCAGAUGUAUGAAGGAUGCUGACCUUCUCUCAUGUCAAAAGGUACCUCACUUGAUAGCACUAUGAAUUAUUAAAUUGUUGUAAAUAUUCAUUGCAUCAAUAUCAAGGCACAUUGAUAUCAGCUACAAUUUCAGAGCUUUCCAGAUGUGAUGCCAAUGCAUUUACUUCUCUUCCAUGGAAAAAACACAAGCUCGUCUUUGUCCUGUUGCAUGGAAAAUCUAAUUUGAUCUUCUACUGCACCUGUUGUUCUGUAUCAUUGUGUAAUGUAAGGUUUUUUGGUACGAACAUCGCUUAAAUUUUGCCAGAUGUACAUAUUUUUUGUAUCAGCAUGUUUUGAUCCUGAUAAAUAAAGUGUUAUCAGUCCAU